Messenger RNA from Angiostrongylus costaricensis, 1158 nucleotides. NCBI's taxonomy places the organism in Eukaryota, Metazoa, Nematoda, Chromadorea, Rhabditida, Metastrongylidae. The record is from the annotation of a GenBank genome assembly.
AUGACGAAAGCUGCUAAAGUUGCUGAAAACAAGUCUGAAGCAGUUCUUCACAAAGUGCAGUCAGGUGGAAUUGAAAGCCAUAAAGCUGAAGAUACUAUGAUCCGAAUCAAAAGGGCGAGAUACGCUAUGUUACUGGCUUAUCAGGGAAAGGAUUACUUCGGAAUGCAGAUUCAAAAAGAACAUCCCACCAUUGAAAGCCAACUGGUCACUGCCAUGAAUAAAUUGGGAUGGAUUACUGAUCAGAUGAUCGAUCAACCAGCUCUUUUCCAUUUGCAACGAGCAGCUCGUACGGAUAGAGCAGUGUCCGCUGUUAGACAGAUUUGCAGUAUGGAGCUUCCUAGGGAUGACGAAUACUCAGUUACUGGUGCGUCUCAACUAAAUGCUUUGCUUCCAAAGGAUAUUCGUGUUAUAGCCAUUCGUCGGGCAACAAACUCUUUCCAUCCACAAAAAAUGUGCUGUGCUCGAACAUACAGCUACACUUUGCCUACUUUCGCAUUUGCAAAACCGACAGAGCUUACAAAUUCAGCGUUCCGAAUUACUAAGGAAACUAUUGACGAGAUAAAAUCCCUUUUGAGCAUAUAUAAAGGCACCCACAACUUCUUCAACUAUACUUCAAGGAGAGAGUUUGAUGAUCGCAGUUGUUAUCGCUACAUACUGUCAUUUGAAUGUGGCGAGCCCUUCUUGUUUCAUGAUGAUAUUCGUAACGAAGAUGUUGAGUUCAUUCAACUUACUGUCAAAGGACAAAGCUUCAUGUUGCAUCAAAUCCGAAAAAUGGUGGGUAUGGUCAUUACUGUAGUUCGAGAGUUGCAGUAUAAGAGCUACAUUCAGAGGACCUUCGAAAGUGAACGGGUGGACGUUCCGAAAGCUCCAGGACUCGGUCUACUGCUGGAACGAGUUCACUAUGAUGCAUAUGAUAGGAGACAUGCAAAAACACAUGAACCACUCACGGACUGGGGAAGUGCUGUAGAGGCUCGUAUUGAUGGCUUGAAAUUCGAUCUUAUCACUAAGGAGAUUUUACUAUCAGAUAUGCUACAGUGGCUUGCAGAUCUACCAAGGCACAAUUUCUCCGUUGAUCCUGAAAGCGAAAGCGCUCCAAGUAACUCAUUUCUAACAAUGGCGUGCGCCAAGGUCGAUGAGGUACAGCAGCAUUUUAUUUAG